CCAUACCAACAUGGACCAAAUCCUCCAUGGAGUUCUUCUAAGUGACAAGUCGGACGAAGAGAAGAAGUUGUGCAUCGACCACAUCCUGUCGUGCUCGUUGUCAUCAGAGCAGCAGCAAAGCAUCGCAUCUGUGUGCUGGGCCAUGUGGCCGGAAGGGUCCACGCCUCCUCAAGUCCCUGUGCUAGUCCAUGCGUUGCAACAAUUGCCCAACCAGUUUAUCGUGUGUGCUCGCCGGUACCUCAAAGAUAACCAAGUCGCGGGCGACACGAGCGACGCUUGUACUUUAUGGAUGGAGUGCGAAACGCGGCAUGCCGAGUGGAUCCCUGUCAUCAAGGUGUUGUUCCUUUACAUGUCGAUGCGACCCAUGCACAUGCUGAGUCGUGUUGUGUCGGUGUUCCAACGAUGUUCGCCGACGCCAUUCUCGACGUUUCUGUUGGUGAAGGAUCUCUAUUUGAGCACGGAAAAGCUUGCAAGCGUCCUGAUCAAAUGCGGCCGAUUGCCCAUGGUGGGGCACACCGGUGCGUGGGUCAAGCAAUUCCUGCUGCUCUUGGUGAAAUGUGAUCAAUGGCAAGUGCUUCUCACCGGCGGCAACGACGUCAUCCUGAGCGUUGCCGAGCAACUUGAAAGCCCCAACUCAAUCCACGGAAGUCUCGUCGUGCUCGAGACCAUCUUCCUCGGCUUCCAAGAGAAUGCUGACGUGUUUCUGGCGUUCUUUCCGCACUUUUACGACCGCGUCGCACCGUGGGUCACGUCCCCGCCGCCGACAUCGCUGCCAACAGCAACUUUGAUCUACCUGCAUGAGUUCCUGCAGGGCCUGCUCUUUGCCUUUCCUGGACAUCCCUUCGUCCAAGCCAAGUUGAGCCAUCUCUGCUCGAUGCUUCCACCACUUUCGCCUUCCUUUGAUGUCGAGGCAAUUGGAGAGGAAUUGCGCUGGAAAAACUGUAAGCACGGUGACCAAAGCCCCUUUGCGUCGACCGACACGGCCACGGGGCCGCACGCCUCUACGCCGUCGAAUGGCGGCGCCGACGCGAUUAUUCAUGGCUUUAUGGGCCUUCGAAAUGUCGGGAACUCGUGCUACAUGAACGCAGUGUUACAGGGACUGUACCACACCGUGGCGCUUCGCAAGCUCGUUGAGUCGACGACACCGACUCCAACAAAACGAAAGCUACCAUCGACCGUUGCUCCGAGCAACGGUGCGGCGGUCGUCGCGGCCGAGUUUGGGCUCCUUGUACGGCAAAUGUCGGCACAAGGCAGUGGAUGUGUGGCCCUGCAGCAUAUCACGCGGUUUCGCGCGGCGUUGGCGGCCGAGUUCCAAACGAGUCGCCAACAAGACGCGUCCGAGUUCUUGCACUACUUGUGGGACCUCGUCAUGACGCAUUUUCUCGAGAGCCGCGCGGAAUGGAGCCACGUGUUCAACGGCAACGUGGCGCGCCACGUGACGUGCAGUCGGUGUCGCGCCGUCUCGACAACGACCGAGCCGUUCUUGGACAUCACCGUGCCCGUGCCGACCACAGGUGCCGGUCUCCCGCUGCUGACGUUGCUGCGCGCCCAAUUCGCGACGGAAACGUUGAGCGGCGACAACGCGUACUGUUGCGAGGUAUGCAAUGACCGCGUUGACGCGACGAAAAAGACAGUCAUCGCGGAUGCCCCGCCGCAUUUGCUGGUGACGCUGAGUCGGUUCCAGUACAACCUGCAACGGUAAGUAGGACGGCGGCGCACUUGGAACAGACACGUCAUGGUUGGACCAGGGGCGUGCGGGAAAAGGUGUGCACCCAUAUCGCCUGCACGACAUCGAUCCAUCUUCCGGUGGACGAGAAGCGCGCCAUGGGGCAUAGCAAUCACGUCGCAAGUGCCAAUGUCGCGUAUGACUUGUACGCCGCCACCAUCCAUGCCGGCAGCCGCGCCGACCACGGCCAUUAUUACACUUUUGUAGCUCGAACCCAAGACGACGCCACGGCGCGCGAUGCAUCAGGGCGACGGUGGGUGCUGCUCAACGACAGCCGGGUGAGUGCUGUGGACGAUGCGAUGGUGCACCACACACUCAUGGCGUCGUCGACCGACACGCCGUACAUUCUGUGGUAUCGCCGCCGGAGCCCCGAUUCGAUAGCUCGUAAUAACAAAUAGAAGGGCUGUGGCGAGUACCAUCCGAACACGGUCGCUGAACGCGGG
Aphanomyces invadans is the source of this 2169-nucleotide messenger RNA. RefSeq lists its product as hypothetical. The transcript is spliced from 6 exons. NCBI's taxonomy places the organism in Eukaryota, Oomycota, Saprolegniomycetes, Saprolegniales, Verrucalvaceae. Gene Ontology annotation, molecular function: cysteine-type endopeptidase activity; cysteine-type deubiquitinase activity. The coding region runs from base 11 to 1702 and encodes 563 amino acids. Gene Ontology annotation, cellular component: nucleus; cytosol. The record is from RefSeq and is a predicted model, not a curated record. Gene Ontology annotation, biological process: protein deubiquitination.